UAUUGUCAGAUUGACAGUGAUAGACGUCAGACAAAUGUUUUGAUUUCGUGAUUCAAAAGCACACAAAUUGUAAAUAAAUGUUAAAAGUAAUUAUAAAUGAAUACAUAAGAACUUUUUAUGCUUAUAAAACAAUCAGUGAAAUAGGUACAAGUACCUAGUUGAACUUGCAGUAAUAAAUCUGAGUAAGUCGCGGAAAGAUAAGCUUAUCAGUGGCGUUUUCAGUGUAUUGUAGGUACAAUGAACGCUUCAGAAUACAAGAAGUACCAUGAAUCCUUCAUGCAGAAUAACCAUGGCUCGACGGCGGUCCACACCUGCGCCUGUAUAUUCUUCACUGUGCAAUGUGCCGCCUAUUUAGCCAUCAAAUCAAGAUUCCCGCGAUGCUGUCAAUUCGCCUAUGAAUACUUGGUCAUGGUGCUACCCAUGAUCGUAGCACACACCUUACUAGCAGAAUACAUUUACAUUUUAAACCUUGCAAUCUUUAUUAUGCUAUUAAUCAAUCUAUUAUUGUAUCACCAAAACAUAGUAAAGAAGUUCAUGCAAAAGAAUGUAUUUCCAAACAAUAGAGUUCCUUUGAUAUCUUGUCUCAGGGGACUAACGUACCUUAUCACGGGAUUAUGUAUAUUAGCUGUAGACUUCCAAGACUUCCCUAGGUAUUUGGCCAAAACAGAGAGAUUUGGGUACAGUCUAAUGGAUACCGGAGUUGGUUUAUUUGUUAUCAUGAGUGGAGUUGUACAUAAAGACUUGCGGACACAAAAACUUGGAGAAAUUGUAAAGGGAAAUUUUAAAAUAAUAUCUGUAUUAGUUAUUCUUGGUAUAGGAAGGUAUGUGUCUGUAAAACAACUGAAUUAUCAGGAACAUGUCACCGAGUAUGGUGUGCAUUGGAACUUUUUCUUCACAAUAGCUGUUUGUAAAGUCCUUUCAACUAUUGUGUUAUAUUUUUCUAACAAUGCAGUGUUACUUUGUAUUCUGUCAUUAGUUGGCCAUGAACUUUCUCUGUACAUGGGUCUACAAGACUGGGUAUUUGGUGACACCCCUAGAGAUUCCCUCAUAUCAGCAAAUAGAGAAGGAAUUUCCUCCUGUUUAGGAUAUGUAUCUAUCUAUCUAUUCGGUGUUUGUAUAAAAAAUAUAUUGCUAAAUAGAAAUGUCACAAAAUAUCAUACACAAAUUAAGUUAAUAUUAGGAACAGUAUUAAUGUGGUCUCUCACAUAUUUUGUACAUGUGAUUAGACCUGCAUCUAGGACUUUAGCUAAUGCUGGUUAUUGCCUUUACAUAGAUACUCUUUUGGUAACUAUGAGUGCUUUUUUAUAUUAUAUUACUGUAUUAGUUGAAAGCAAAGGAAACAGUUUCAAAGUGCCUGUUAUAUUAUCUCACAUAAAUACUAAUGGGUUAUCAUAUUUUCUGAUAGCCAACCUGUUAACAGGAGCUGUGAACUUAUCAAUGAGAACUUUGUUAGUGCCUAGUUAUGUUACUUUUAUUAUAUUGAAUAUUCAUAUGAUUGUAUCUUUGACUGUUGUAGUUUAUCUAAAAGUAUUGGGUGUAAAAAUAUAAUCAUAGCGUGUGUGGAACUAGUUGGCUGCUCCUUAGGUAACAUGGAUGAUUGGGCAGUUUGCCUACCACUUCUCUAGGAGAAUAAAUGAGAAAAAAAAAUAACAGAACACAUUUUAAUAGAUUCUCUCAUAUUGCAAUUCAUUACAUUUAGUAAGGUACGAACAGACAAACAUACCAUAGCAUAGUUUUACAUGUAAAUAAACAACAAAGAAAACAAACAAAUAUUAUGUGAGUCUAUUUAAUUAAUUAUAAUAAAAAAUACACUGGUGAUUUUGUGGUGCUAGUCAAAUAGAAUUGCAUUGGGCCAAUUAAAUGGCGAAAAAAUACGUUAUACAUUAAAAUAUGUAAAAAAGAGUAUAUUUUUGUAUCAAAUAAAUGCAUUAGUUACCAAUUGUAAUGUUCUAUAAAUGCUUGGGUUUAAAUAAUUGUCAUAGUAAGUCAGUGACAAAGUCAGAAU
Spodoptera frugiperda (fall armyworm) is the source of this 2005-nucleotide messenger RNA. RefSeq names its product phosphatidylinositol-glycan biosynthesis class W protein-like. Gene Ontology annotation, cellular component: endoplasmic reticulum; membrane. Bases 238 to 1548 code for a protein of 436 amino acids. The transcript has a single exon. Gene Ontology annotation, molecular function: glucosaminyl-phosphatidylinositol O-acyltransferase activity. Gene Ontology annotation, biological process: protein localization to plasma membrane; GPI anchor biosynthetic process. The record is from RefSeq and is a predicted model, not a curated record. Lineage: Eukaryota; Metazoa; Arthropoda; Insecta; Lepidoptera; Noctuidae.